This is a messenger RNA of Bradysia coprophila, 1274 nucleotides long. RefSeq lists its product as uncharacterized. The record is from RefSeq and is a predicted model, not a curated record. NCBI's taxonomy places the organism in Eukaryota, Metazoa, Arthropoda, Insecta, Diptera, Sciaridae.
ACAUGUCGCCAACACUACAAACAAGCUCUUUUACAUACCUAAAUAUUAGCAUUUUAGCUGAAGCAAGCGAACAAAUAUGUAAUGAUUUGAGUGAUCCGCGAUAUUUCUGAGACAUAACCGACCGACAUAGCUCCAUUUUGUAAAUUUUGUUGAAUUUGUCCUCAGCUUUUCUGAAGUGUUUUAUGUUUGAAAUAUUGACUGAUUGGCCACAGGAACAUAAAAAUGGAUUCACUCCUAUUUACGGAGAAGUCGAUGAAUUACCUUAUCAGCAACUUAACGCAAGUGCAGGCCGAUCAAUGCUCCGACGAAUUUCUGACAAUAUUAAACAAGCUUAUCGGAGUUGCUACUGAAUUAUCAGUACUCGUGACAUCGAAGCGAGAAGAAGUUGCCUCGCGACAAAAACGUCGACUUACCAACACUAGUUCAUCAUCAGACGAUGUUCGGUGCGUUUCUGCCGAUAUUGAGACUGUACAAGUGGAUUCAGACAGCGAAGAAUCGAUAUUUUCGAUCGGAAGUUCCAUGCAAAAUCCAUCGACAUCAUUGGACGCUCAAUCUGAAACAGUGAUCGAAAUCGCGUCGCCAAGUAUUCGUUUGAAACGGAUGGAUUUGACUGUGCCGAGUGAAACCGGUAGCAGACGGUGCGCGGUUAAAUUACGUCGAGUCGAUAUGACAUUGGAAUCGAUGCGUACACCGAAGCGGAAUGACGAUUCUGGACCCAGUCAAACCGAAAAAAAGAAAGCCACCCCAGUGAAGGUAAGCUUAAAUGAAAAUAUUUCCGAGACCAGUGUAAGGAAAUCCAUAGGGCAGUAUACGUAUUACGACUAUCACAAGCGAUAUAGCGAUGUCUGUUCAAUGCAAUGAAAAUUUGUUACUUGAAAAUUGACCACGGGUUCGAAAAUUUGGCAUUGGGUUUCGCAUUGAAAUUUUUAUUUUUUGACUUGAAUUUACACAGCUUGAAAAUUGGUCAGGAGACCAACCACUCUAUAUGAAUUUGGAAAAAUUUCGAUUUUUGGACUUGACACGAAAACAUUUUGUAUUUAUGAAAGCAUUGAAUGAUGAAUCGAUUGAGGGACUUGAAAACUGCAUGAAGUUUAGAAGAAGAAAAUAAAAUAAUGAAAAACCGAACAUCCAAUUUUUUCCGAUCACUGAGUCAAGAAAUGUUUGCUAGCAACAGAAUGCUAUGUACAGAAAAAGAUUUCCAUUUUUUUUCAAUAAAUUCAGAUAUGUUUAUAAUCGUUGAACUAACGCUGGUUAAAUACUUGUUGCUAUCACAA